This is a messenger RNA of Neltuma alba, 998 nucleotides long. RefSeq lists its product as uncharacterized. The record is from RefSeq and is a predicted model, not a curated record. The coding region runs from base 1 to 903 and encodes 300 amino acids. NCBI's taxonomy places the organism in Eukaryota, Viridiplantae, Streptophyta, Magnoliopsida, Fabales, Fabaceae. The transcript has 7 exons.
AUGCGAAUUGGAAAGCUCAGAAGCAAAAAAUUAAGUGAGGCAAGAAAGAAAAGGAAGAAACAAGAGGAGAAGAAUGAGGCAGGUCAGAGGCCAGAAUUGAACUUGGAAACGAAGAAGCCGAGGAGGUUCAUGGCUGGACGGAAACAAAAGGAACGGUUGAGAGAGAAGAUUUGUCUCAACUCUCAUGUAAGUGCAGCGAACGAUCCAUAUUCAAGAGGGUGUCAGAGUCGUGGAAGUUCAGGCAUGGACAGCGAGGCCGCCAACAGUGCUUGGCACGCCGGCUCCGCCCAUCCACCUUGCUUCUUUUCUUCUUCUUCUAAUGCUUCAUUCACCACAAGUCGCAUAUCCCCAAGCCACAAGGCCACCACUCUCAAGGCAUCCCUGCCUGCGGCUUCCCGGCAUUCAAUCACGUCCCAGCCUCAACCUCUACUUCCGCCAUCCGCAUUCUCGGCUUUCACUACCACUUUGCUACCAAAAUUUGGGCAUCUUCUCAGCUCUCUUCUGUCUCCUCUCAAAACUCCCCCUUCCAAUGUACGGCCCCAGAUGCUCAUCCAAAAGGCCAUCAUUGAUUGCCGAUUUUUAACAUUAUUUGCCGUGUUAGGAUCUCUACUUGCUUCCGCGUUAUGCUUCAUUGAGGGUUUUUCACUCGUUAUACAGACGUACGCACAGUAUUUUCACAUCUGGUCGAACAGGUUGGAUCAAGGCCAUGUUGCCAAACUACUCAUCGAAGCCAUAGAUAUGUUCCUGGUAGGAACGGGCAUGCUCAUUUUUGGGGUGGGUUUGUACGUCAUGUUUGUUGGAUCCAAGACUGAAGAACAGCCGUGGGACUUUCAGUCAGCGCCAAGAUGGGUGGGAAUAGAAUCUAUUGGACAGGCAAAGUCAAGAAUAGGGCAUGCGUGUUGAUGCUGAUUCUUCAGGUGGGAGUAUUGGAGAAGUUGAAGGACGUCCCUUUGGUGACGGGGUUCGAUCUUGCCUGCUUCGCCGCAGCAAUAUUGACA